AUGUAUAAUAUAAACCCUCCACAGGCCCCUAAAAGCAUUAGGAAAAUUACACAUUUCUGUAUCAACAACAGUCGACUGCUCAUAAAGAACAUGUCACGCGAGGAAAAUGUGUACAUGGCCAAGCUAGCUGAACAGGCUGAGCGGUAUGAGGAGAUGGUUGAAUUUAUGGAGAAGGUCACAAAGAGCGCUGAGACUGAGGAGCUGACUCUGGAGGAACGAAAUCUCCUGUCUGUUGCCUACAAGAAUGUGAUUGGUGCUAGAAGGGCUUCGUGGAGAAUCAUCUCAUCCAUUGAGCAGAAGGAAGAGAGCCGUGGGAAUGAGGAUCAUGUCAAGGUUAUUAAGGAAUACAGGGCUAAGAUUGAGGCUGAACUUAGCAAGAUCAGUGGUGGGAUUUUGAGCCUCCUAGAUUCCCAUCUCAUUACCUCAGCCUCCACUGCAGAGUCCAAGGUGUUUUAUUUGAAGAUGAAGGGUGAUUACCAUCGGUAUUUGGCAGAGUUUAAGACUGGAGCUGAGAGGACUGAAGCUGCCGAGAGUACUUUGUCAGCUUACAAGUCUGCUCAUGAUAUUGCAUUAGCUGAAUUGGCUCCCACACACCCGAUCAGGCUUGGGCUUGCACUUAACUUCUCUGUUUUCUAUUACGAAAUCCUCAGCUCACCCGAUCGCGCUUGCAACCUUGCCAAGCAGGCUUUUGAUGAAGCCAUAUCUGAGCUAGAUACGUUGGGCGAGGAAUCAUACAAGGACAGUACAUUGAUCAUGCAACUUCUCCGAGACAAUCUGACUCUUUGGACUUCCGAUGCAGCGGACGAUGCCGGGGACGAGAUCAAGGAAUCUUCAAAACAUGACUCGGGCGAGAAUCAGCAUUGA
Molecule: messenger RNA, 864 nt
Organism: Fraxinus pennsylvanica
Lineage: Eukaryota; Viridiplantae; Streptophyta; Magnoliopsida; Lamiales; Oleaceae
Source: the annotation of a GenBank genome assembly